Vidua chalybeata is the source of this 14895-nucleotide messenger RNA. RefSeq names its product cyclin dependent kinase 6 (gene CDK6). Gene Ontology annotation, biological process: protein phosphorylation; G1/S transition of mitotic cell cycle; signal transduction. Gene Ontology annotation, molecular function: cyclin binding; ATP binding; cyclin-dependent protein serine/threonine kinase activity. Gene Ontology annotation, cellular component: cytoplasm; nucleus; cyclin-dependent protein kinase holoenzyme complex. The record is from RefSeq and is a predicted model, not a curated record. The coding region runs from base 180 to 1370 and encodes 396 amino acids. The transcript has 8 exons. Lineage: Eukaryota; Metazoa; Chordata; Aves; Passeriformes; Viduidae.
GAUGCGAGCCGAGGGCGGCCGAGCCGCGGAUCAGCUACCUGUGUGGCCCGGGCGGCCGCUGCCGGGACCUGCCGGAGACAUCGCCAUGUGAAGGGGCAGACCCCGGGCCGGCUCUCCACCCCGCCUCGCUCAAUGGGAGAUUUGUUUGGCUUUACACAGGCAAUGCUCCCAAAGACUGUAUGAUAAUUCCUGGUGGCCAAAAGAGGAGGCACAUUGUGGCCAGUACAGAAAAGGAACAAGAACAGGAGGGCAAGAGCUUCCUACUGCCUCUCGGCAGAGGUACCAAGUGCACAGCCUUGUCUGCAUCCCAGCAAAGUACUGGUUUUCAGGAAGUGAGACUGAGAGCCACCUCGAGGCACUUGGAGAGGAGGAAGAGGACUGGUGCCAGCAUGGAUAAGGACAGCACAAACCUGGCUGACCAGCAGUAUGAAUGUGUGGCUGAGAUUGGGGAAGGCGCCUACGGGAAGGUGUUCAAAGCGCGAGACUUGAAGAACGGAGGUCGCUUUGUUGCGCUGAAGCGGGUACGGGUGCAGACCAGCGAGGAGGGGAUGCCGCUGUCCACUAUCCGAGAGGUGGCAGUUUUGAGGCACCUGGAGACAUUCGAACACCCCAACGUGGUCAGAUUGUUUGAUGUGUGCACCGUGUCACGAACAGACAGAGAGACCAAGUUAACAUUAGUGUUUGAACAUGUGGAUCAAGACUUGACUACUUACUUGGAUAAAGUUCCAGAACCUGGAGUGCCUACUGAAACUAUAAAGGAUAUGAUGCUUCAGCUGUUUCGGGGACUGGAUUUUCUGCAUUCACAUCGUGUGGUGCAUCGGGAUCUGAAACCCCAAAAUAUCCUUGUAACCAGCAACGGGCAGAUAAAGCUAGCUGACUUUGGCCUUGCACGAAUCUACAGUUUUCAGAUGGCUCUUACCUCAGUGGUUGUUACUUUGUGGUAUAGAGCUCCUGAAGUCUUGCUUCAGUCCAGUUAUGCAACAGCAGUUGAUCUUUGGAGUGUUGGCUGCAUAUUUGCAGAAAUGUUCCGUCGAAAACCACUCUUCCGUGGAAAUUCAGAUGUUGAUCAACUAGGAAAAAUCUUUGAGGUAAUUGGACUCCCAGAAGAAGAGGACUGGCCUAAUGAUGUUGCCCUUCCAAGAAAUGCUUUUACUUCCAGACCCGCACAACCUAUUGAAAAAUUUGUACCAGAUAUCGAUGAAGUAGGCAAAGACUUGCUUCUUAAAUGCUUAGCGUUCAACCCAGCCAAAAGAAUAUCUGCAUAUGUUGCCCUCUCUCACCCAUAUUUCCAUGAUCUGGAGAAAUUCAAGGAGAAUCUGGACUGUCACGUGUCAUCCAGCCAAAACUCCAGUGAGGUGAAUGCAUCAUAAGUGCUGACUGAAGAUGAACCAUAAAUGAACAAGACAUGUAGCUGACAAAGCCACUGUCCCAUACAAACCACAUAGCUGUCCUAGCGAGAUCAUUAUUUGGAGGUUUUAUGCACUUACCUUUUAUUUUGGGAUUGUGAUGUGCUUAUCCAUGGAAAUCAAUCUAGUUUACUUUUAUCAGAGCAAUGCAAGGGCCAGGGCUUUGACCUGCUCCUGUUGCAGCUUUAUGUUUGUUUUGGUUUUGUUUUGUUUAUCUACCUGGGAAAACUCCAGAUGAAGAGAAGCUGCUGACCAGUUUUGCUGCCAUUUUAUCCUUCUAAUAUUGAAUGCUGCCAGUGUUUGAUGAUCGAGUCACUGCCAAAAUAUGAUGCAAUCUCUCUCUCUCUCUCUAGCUGCUGAAGCAUGAUUUGGUACUUUAUUAUUGUUAUUCUGUGAUAUUUAAAGAAUGACAUUGAAAUACCAGAUCUCUGCAACCUGCAGUUAACUGAUACAUGCGUUAAUACAUCCAGCUACUGUUCAUUCAUAGUAGAUAAUGCAGGUGCUUCCCCACUUGAAAACCUGGAUGACUUAAUUUAUGAUUUUGUUGCUCUAUAAAAAUAACAGUGAUGAUGAUGGUCAUAAUAAAUGUCUCAGCUUUUAGGUUUUUUCAUACACAAACGAGUUAUUAUCUAGCUAUGUUUGUGUGCAUGUUUCAAAAAACUGUCCUGUUCUUACUGUUUCAAUUUCCAAAUGGUCUUUCUGUGUUGAAAUGCAGACACGUUCUAGUCCAUUGUCUAACCCAUCAUUCCCCCUGGAAACAGCUGCAAGCAUAUUUUCUUCAUCUCAUUCCAAAUAAUUUUCUGAUGUCCAGCUCAAAGACAUGAGCAGAGCCAAUGAAAAUCAAUACAUAUUUUCACCUUGAACCUGUUCUUAUUGUCAGCCAAACACAAAAAUAGAAAAAAUAUUUCUGGGUCAGAAGCAGAGAAUUCUAUAUCUGUAAUAAGCACAGAGAAGUAUUUGUGCUGCAUUGUACUCUGUAUACUGUGCUGCCUUACCAGCAACACCCCCCAAUGCAUCACAAGUGCAUGAACAUUAAUGCUCAAAAUCCCUCACAUGUCACUUACUAAGGAGGCUUGUCUUCUAUGCAGAAAUGCAUGACCUUCUCUCCUAAACCACCAUGUGGAGAUACUAGCACAUGCCUCUCCACUAAGGUUAAUGUACCAUUAUUGAAUGUCAAAAUAACUAAGCAAUUUACUUGUCUUUAUAGCACAGUUAUUUUAAAUAUUACCUGAAAUUUUUAUAUUUAGUAUUUUUACCUUAACUAAAAUAUAUUUUCAGUAUUUUGAGAAGAAACUUUUAUUUUUUUAAUACUGUACUGGGGAAAAAGAAAUAUUUUAAAUCCAUAAAAGCUGUUCCCUAGCAUGACUUCAGUGCAUUUACUUGGACAUGACUUGGGGGAAAAUAUUGGUCCAAUGAAUAUAACUGAUGCUAAGUGAGGCAGCCAGCUUUGCUUACUCCUGUGACUGUCCCUUAGGCUUCUCUCUUCCUCGUCUCUAUUUCAUCUUGUCUAGGUGGUGAGCCAGCACUAUAUCCUCGUGCAUGGCAUGCUUGGCAGAAGCAGGUCUUUAGCAGUGAGUUGGGCAAUGUAACUUUUCCAGCUGUCACAGGGGAACUUGCAGCCAUCUCACAGGCAGGUCUCUCGCUCCUGUGGCAAACCUCACUGUUAACUCUGUUUCAGGUAUCUCUGCUGUCUGGGUCAUGGUCCACUGCUAGGGUAGUAAGUGGAUCUUAUCUCUCUCCUGGAUAAAGCUUUUUGUUACUGUUAGACAUUUAAGUGGGUGAUAUAUGGUUAAAUUAGGUCUGCUUUAAACAAUCCCGGUUUUAAAAGGACCACUUGCAUGCUUGCAUGCAGUGGCCUAUGCUUUUCUUUAAGCCUAGAAUGAGCCUAUGCAAAACUUAACCAGCAUGAACAGGCAAGUUGCAAAUUAGGCCUGGCAAGAGCAUGCACAAAGCAUCUGCACACAGAGAUAUCACAGAUCUGUAACGUCAGAAUUUCAGAAGCUCUGUGAGCAGGAACCUGAAGGCCAGGGAGAUGUCACAACAGCAAAGCUUCUAAUCUUGGCCUUGCCUUUGUCAUUUUCUUUGUUCCUACACCCAAAGGGAACUGCAGACUUACUGCGCUGGUGUUGUACUGCCCUAUUCCUGUGUGGGUUAGUGGACCCAAAUGUGAAUAAUUUUUAACAUUCACAGAAAAGGAUGGGCCAGAGUGAAUUUUUUGCUAGUGAUUUUUAAACACUAAGUAGAACAACAAACAGAGCCAAAAGUCAGGAGACUCUUGCAACAGUAGUAAUUAGAAAAGUUUUUUAUGGAGUUUAGCACUUUUGAAAACAUUCCACAUUUUACCCAGCACAGAGCUAUCUGUCAUACAUACCUUAUCAGGGCAUUCAGCUGGUGUGGCUUCCCAGCAACUGCUCAGGGAAUUCUCCCAGAGCUCUCCACCAACUAAUGUAGGGUGAAAAUGUAGAGGAGGAGAUGAUAUUUUCCAAAUUAUGCUUAAAACUCUCAGAUAGAAACGUGCAUCUGUUCCAUGUAAGACUCUGUUCUAUUAAGCUUAGCAAAGCUUAAGAAUAGAGGAUGUGGUUGCUGAAUGUAGAUUCAUUAUUAGGGUAAAAACAGAAAGGAGGGGAGAGAAUACUUAAAGCCAAAGGUUAGUGUUCGCCCAAAAACUAAUGAGAAUGUGGAAAUCACCAAGAAUUUAACUACUGGAGCAGUAUUUCUCAAUCAUAGUAUCAAAGAGCUAAGCAAGCAGCAGAGAAAAACAGGGCCUGGCUUACAGAGUCAGAGGCAGAGCUUCUGCAACAUGGUGCUGUAUGUUGUCUAAUACAGUAGGAUCAGGUUAUAAAUGAGAGUAUUCAGGAGAACAGUUUCCAAAGGCUGUAUUAAUGGUCACAUUCUGGAACAUCUUUCCAGUGGGAAUGGCAGGAACAAAACCAAGAAAUCUAAGAAUCUUGGCAGGGUUAGGGAAAAUAUUUCUUUAAUGGGGUCCUUGUGGUAGCAAGGGCCUGGAUUCAAAGGACCAACAAUUUUUCAAAUUACCUCCUUUUCCAAAUUAUUCAGGAAGAAAUUCCAUUUGACAUGCCAUAGGCUUAAUCAUAUUCCAGUCUUCCCUGCCAAACCAUGUGGGGCUUCACUUACACUAGUGUACUGAGAAAGCCUGUUCUCUGGCUGGGCAAAGCACUGUCAUUGGCUAAUACCAUGCCAGGAAUGAUAUUUAUAAUUAGACAGCACAGACAGCUGUGGGACUGUGCUCAAACCCAUGCCCUUGCUCUUCUUACGUUACUGGUAUAGCUCUAAUAUUUUAGUACCUUUACUCGUUACUGCCAUAUGUAUAGGAUGUAGGAUUUGUGUAAGUGAAAAAGAAAGUGCUGUGAUGAAAACUCUUUGUACACCUUUAAAGAAGACUUCAGAGUGCAAUUCUUCUUAGUGAUAUCUAAACCUGUAUAUGUUCUCUUCAACAGGAGUGGUUUAACAGCAGCUAAAAAAUGCUGAAUAACAAAAGAUGUAUUAAGUAUAGCUCCUAGAACACCCACAGCCAGGCACUGUGCUCUUCUUAGCAGAGAACAGGGUGUUCCAAGUAAUGGAAGGAGAAACUUCUAUCUCCCACCAACCUUUUUAUUUUUUUUUUUUUUUUGUUUUUUUUUGGUUUUUUUUUGUUUAGUCACUACUACACAGCUCUGCAGAAAAAAACAGCCAAGGAAAAAAAUCACCACAGCCAGCUAGUGAAGUGCUAAUUGCUGAACCAUAGCAAUCCAUCUGGUGCAGCCCUUCUCUCUUCCCCCUGUCCACGUUCACACCUGCCUUCCCGUCCAUCUCCUUCAACUCCCUUCUGUAAACAGGUUUCAGUGAUGCUCACAGGUGCUAUUUCCAGCAAGAUUCUUCCAAAUUUUCCAUAGCUACACAGUGCCAAUGUCCCCUCCAUUCCUAUUACUAAAUGUUGCUUCUUUUAGUCCCAUAGCCUAAACAGUGAUGAGACAAGAAUUUUGUGCACCUCCUUGCUUAGGCUUAGUUUCAUGUACCCCUGUGUUGCCUUCUGUGUGGUUAGUAAAAUUCUAAAAAUAGGAUUUGUGUAUAUUUCUGUGUAGGCUGUGCCCACAGUCCAGGUUUCUUUCAGCCUAUUAGUCCACCAUGAUUAAUAAUAGAGCAUCUUUCCCUGUUGUUUCUGUCCUAAAACACACCAAAAAAUGAGGGCGUCAUGUUUGCAAAAAAAAAAGAAAUUUAGGGCUAUGUGUACAGAGCAUUUUUAAUGAAAGGAAUCACUAAAUUACAGCAUUUGAACAUCUUCUGCAUGGGGGAGGGUUUCCAGCAUGGUAACUCUUCUUUGGUUUUUAUACUCAGUGGUUGUUUUGGGAAUAAGAAGAAAAAUUUGUGCCUUGCUGCUUUUCACAGGUUCACUCACUGUCUUUGAGAAGCAUGUUUUAUUAUACAUGUAAUUUUUUCUGCUGUUAGGUAUUAGACCCACUUUAAUAUGGAAAAUAAAGAGAAAACGUGGUAGUUUGGUCUUUUAGCCAGCAAACUUGGAGCACUUACCUGACUCACAACUGAAAACACAUCAGUUGUCAAAUACAUACAUGAAUCAGAAGCCACAGAGUUUGGUUUAAAAGGCCACAUAAAUUAAUUAUGUUACAUGUAUAAGACACAUUUGAAUAAUGAGGAAGCUUAUUCUAAGAACUAAGUUUUAUAGAACCACUUGGUUAGUAUUUUUCAUAUGCAGUAGGUUCAGGAAUAGAUUGACUUUUAUAUACAAUGUGAAUUAGAAGUUACUAGGCUAUUUGAGUGAUUUUGUUGUUUUAUGCUGGAAGCUUGAAUUGAUUGCAAGCUUAGGAACCUAACAUAUUUAUUUUAUUGCUUCAAAACUGCUUCUAAAUAUCAAGAUCUUUUUUGAUGUUAACAGGAUUUCACACUUUUUUUUUUAAUGUGUAAAUUAUGUUCUUGAAAUUAGUAUGUUAGAAAAAGCAUUUUUCCAAACUGCAUUAGUGGGGGAAAAUUUAAGAAAUAUAUUUUUACUUUCACAGAGAGGUGAACUCUUCAAUAACUGACUAUCAGUAAGCUAUACUUUUACUUCCUUUUGAUUACUAAGCCUUGAGCAUACAGGUUACUUCCAGUGAAGAAGAAAAUCAGAAACAAUGUCUAGAAAAUUAAAUGGGAUUUUAUAUGUUUAAGCGUCCAAGUUUUAUUUCCAUAUCUGUUUUUUUUUCUGCAAGUACAGUUGAGAUGUACAAAAGCAUGACUACAAUUUUAGCAGUCUUAACAGGCUGUACGACUCAAAUUGAGGUUUUAUUUGUGAGCUGUUUAUUUUAUUUCAUUUUAUUAUCUAUCUGCAUCUUGAAAAUUAUUAGAUAAUGGCUAUAAUAUAAUUCUAGUUUCUGGACUAGACUCUGUAACCAUCAAAUCUCAAUAUUUUAUGUAAAACAAAAAGAAGCUUUCUCAUCUAUUCUAAUUAACUAGGCCAUUAAAAGAAGAAAGAUGUAGACAUACAAACUGACAAAUAUACUUUUGCCAAAUGUUGUUUCUUCCCUUUAGUUUGAAGCUUAGCAAGUAUUGCAUACUGAUCUGCAAUACAUAUACAAUGUAAGAACCAUAAAGACCACUUAAGAGUCGUGUGCACAAAUAAUAUGAAAAAUGGCUCAUUAGACUCUUUGAGAAACCAGCUGAAAAUCAUUACUUUAGCUGUAACACUCAGAAUCUUGAAACUCGUAUAUUUUUCCAUUAAAAAGUAUUCCUGAAAAAUUAUGUGUAUGUUUUUAAUUCAGUGAUAGGCACCCAAACAGAACUGAAUCAAGUGGGAACUUGUUCUCAAAUGUGAUUUUUCCAGGCAGAAUAGAUACCAUCGGUUCUUCAUGUACUCAUCACAAACUAAAAUUAACCAGCAACAUUCUUAGAUGAACCUUUUGCUUUCUGGGCAGAAAAACCUCAGGUUGCUGUUAGUAAAGUUAGUGGAAAAUUUGCUUUGACUUAAAAGUCCUGUGGAAAUUUCUGCAAUAUUCAGUUUUCUAGCCUUCAUUGAAAGACUGUGCAAAACAGCAAAGAUAAAACUCCUUAACCAUAUGGUCUUUUCCCUUUCACAUUGCAUAUUUUAUUUGUUUUGGGAUAUAUUGAUGGAUUUUAUCCAGCCCAAUGUUAAUGAGACUUUCACAAGGCUAGAGGAAGUAAAAAUAACUUCUGCUAUAGUAUUUUGAUUGUUGGUGGUUGUGGUAGAGCAGAUUUUUUUUGUUUCCAGAGAGGAUCAGACAGAAUAUACUGCCUUCUUUGAGAAAGAAAAAAAUAAGAAAAAAGCGCCCACAAACAGCUGACACUUGAUAAGGAUUAGAAAGGAGAUUUCAAAAAACUAUUUGGAAAAUACUGUUAGGAUGAAUGAAAAGGAGCAUAUUUUUGAUGUGAUAGAAAUGAAUGCAAACAAUGUGUGCUAAAUAUGUAUUGAAACUGAUAGUUUUUCACUGCCUUUGCAAAGCUGAAAGGGUUUUAUAGAAGAAAAGCAUCCAAGUAUGAAUUUAUUUGAACUACCACUUAAAUGUUCAUUUGCACUAAAGCAACCUGUACUGUUUGAAAGGAGAUGGGAAAACACAUCAUGUUAAACUUGUGAUUUACUUUGCUGUCUACAAGGAUGUGUUGUAAAGCUCUCAAGCUCACUGUCCAUUUUUGAGCGAGCCAAAUUCACAUUCACACUAUUUGCUUUCUGCAAAUCCAUCCACACGCCUGAAAAAAACCACAUUUUCUAGUGUUUAUAUGGAUUCUUGCUCGCAUUGACAUGCUCAUGUUAAAUCCAGAUAGGGGACAGUCUCUGCCACUGCAUGGAAAAUGACUUUUCACAGACUGACAGACUCCUUUGUACAAUUACUCCUAAAGGGUUUGAAAUCAGUGUUAACGAUAUGGAGCCCUUCAUUUUAUACCAUCUUUUACACGUACAUCAUGUUAUGCUAAUUCUCAGCCUUUUUUAAAAUAAAGUAAAAUGUUUAAUGUAAGGAUCAGUUUUGAGUAGCUAGAUGAAGGAGGAAAAUCGUGAUGUGAUGGAAAGAGAAAAAACAGGCAGAGAGCAGGAGAGAUGGCAAGUGAGUUUGACUACAUGGAAAAGUUACUUAUAAACAUAGGGGGAAGACUUUUUUCCAGUUGUUUUGUUUUCUUCUGUCAUAUAAGAUGAUAAAGUAAGACUCAUGAACGUGAUUUUGGUUCCAGAUACUUAUGCCAACUCAAGUCGUGAGUUACAGUGUACUUCUUUAACAUAGCAACAGCUCUAUUUUUUAAAUUUUGCAUAAGCUAGGGCUUUUUCUGGGUAGAUAUAAAAAAAAAAGUCUUAUGAGGCAGCUUGACAGCCGAUUAAGCUGUCCACAGAGACAGUGCCUGUAGUUCAGUUGCAGACACUGGAGAAUGUACAGCUCUGACAGUGUCUAUUAGUGUGCAAUGUUCUGCAUUAGAAGUUGACUCCUGCUGCAAAUAGAACAUUCUUUGGUCAUCCAAAAUGGCAUGGUUUUGCACACUUGGAUUUUGUUAAGGUUGUCCACAUGCAGGUUUUGCUGGAUCAGUCCAGGUGGUUCACCAUCUUACAGGAGCAAGUCUGAGGGUUUAGCAAGUGUGUCGACACCCAGUGUAAAUAAUAAUGCAAAAUCAUUUGCCAUGGGAAAAGGCUUUUGGUAGGUUGUAGAGUAGGAAUGAGCUGUCUGAGCUGCUCUGCCAACAGGAGAGCUACUGUUAACUAUUAUUAUGCCAGCUCCAAAAAGGCAGAAUAGGAAGCCUGCAUGACAUUUUGUUGUGUUCAGCCUAUGUGCAUGGGUGGCAGGGUAAGUGUUGGCACAGUUUGGUCCUUCCAUUAAGCAUGAGCAACUGGGCUUGGCACAGAGACAAACUUCACAGUUCCAGGGAUGAGAAACCUCUAAUUCUCCACAGUAGUUCUCUGUCUCUUGUUAAAUACAUAUACUGGUAGACCACUCAGCCAUUCAAGCAGUCCUUUCCUUAUCCCAGAUCAUCCUUCUGUGACACUGUGAAGGAAGUCUUGAGGAGUCUAUUCCUCAGCAGUUUGCCAGCUUUCCUGGUUCCUCUCACUGCAGCAACAGUUACCUGUCAUUUGUAUCUAACCCUGCUGGUGCUUCCACUACCACUGAAGUAGCUGUGAGCUAAAUUACUGCGUUGUGACUGUGCAGCUUCCAGUCUUGGGCAGCCAGUGAUUUGUACUCUCGUUUUUCCUUGCUUCUCAUUAGAAACAGGGAAGUAAUACAGUAGAAUAUGGUAAAAUGUGUGCUACUCUCGCACUUUUUGGUUCAAGCAAAGCAAUGAGCUGUAAUAGAUUAGAUUGAACAUAAUGUUCAGUUGAUCAGCCAAAACAACUUUGAAUUCAGAAGAUCAUUUACUAAGUACAGAAGAUCCCAUAACAACUGUCAGUGAUGCACAUUUUUACAAGAACACACAAUCAUGGCCCUGUUAUACAGAAGCUUUUAAUGGAUACAAGACUAGAAAUGCCAGCGUCCAAAUGCUUACCCCGCUUCCCCUCACCUUCCCCAAGAUCACUAUUCUCAGGAAGAGGAUUCCUCCCAGCAUUGGGUGGAGCAACUGUGAAACAGUCCCCAGCUCUCCCCCAGCUUGUGUUAAUGUAGCCAAUCAAGCUCAUUCCUUCCCUUUGGGCUAUGGCAAUGUAAAGUACAGAGCCCUGCCACAAGUACUAGGCACAAACAGACCUUAAACACCAAAAUAUUCUCAUGAGGAAAAGUCUUCCCUGGAUCUAGAGGGGAUACUAUGUUUACUGUUUCUAUGACAGUUGACUUCCACUUUUCACAUUUUAAACAGCAGUGAUACAAGAAGUCCCCUAAGAAAACUCUCCCACUACACAAAAGGGACAAUACUGAAUUAUGGACAUUCUGUGGGAAAAGACAAAAUGUUGUAUUCCAGGUAGAUUAUAUGUAUCUCAAAAAAUCAUCCUUCAUCUGUGAUAGAGAAUAAUCCACCAAAUUGGGUUUAAAAUGUAGCCUGAGUCUGCAGCAUGCUAUUUAAAUAAGUGCUUUUCUAGCAAGGCCAAAAUCUGCCAUGAUUUCUUGCAGAGACUUUAUCUUGGAGUUCCUUUUAAGAAAGGUGGCUGUAACCUACAACAAAAUGUACUUCAGAAAUUGGAUGCUGGCAAGAAGUUUAUGGAUAUGAGGCUGUAGAAGGUAGCUUAUGUAAGCUCAGGGAGGAUGUGCUGUGUGAAAGUAUUGGUUGCCAUGCACAUUUUGAACUGAAGUUACCUAUCAGAGCGUAAUUGAAGGAGUGCAGCAUCAUGAGAUUAGAGGCUUUUUCUCUUUAGAUGUCUAGCAACCCUGUGGUGUUCGAGCUCUGUUUUGUUUUGAUUUGAUUUAUUUCACCUCCCCACUGCCAUUCUCCUUUCUAUUGUGUGUAGUAAGUUGAAAAGAAAAACAUUACCUUAUAGUUUACCACCUCAAAAAGAAAGAAGGCCAGCAGUCAGAAAAUCUUGAUUACUCUGUGGUGGUCAAUAUUAAGGGAAUCAUAAUGCUGAGUUGGAAGGGCCCUAUCAGGAUCACUGAGUCCAACUCCAAGAAUCACACCAUGUGCCUAACAGUGUUGUCCAAACGCCUCUUGAACUCUGUCUGAACCAAGCUUGGUGCUGUGACCCUGGGGAGUCUGUUCCCUGGGGAGUCUGUUCCAAUGCCCAGUUACCCUCUGGGUGAAAAAUCCCCCCCCAACUCAGCUUUGAGUCCUGUCACUGGUCAUGAGAGUGAAGUUCUCUCUGUUUAGUUCCAACAAACAGAAUUCAAUAUCCACAGCAUCUGCCUUCCAUUAAGAACUGAUAAAAACCUGUCAUUCUCCACAGUGUUCAAAAUCUCUUUGCCAGGAGUUUGAACUCCCUUCCUACAACCUAUUUUGAGUCGCAGCAAUGUGAGCAAACAAAGUUUACAUUAUGAUGGUGCUUUUUGGUAAGUGAGAGCCAGUUCCAGUUGACACACGGACUGAAAGUCUCAAGUACUCUUAGCCAGGCACCAUUCAUAGGCAAGGCAGUCCCUUCUGCUAGGGAAAGAAACAUACUUUAAAAACACUUAAGAUAGGGAAAAUACAAAGGUGCCAUUUAUUUUUCCAGUAGAAUCUGUUUUCUGCACAAUGCUGUAUUAUUGUGGCACUGGAACCAAGCCCACAGGUGAACAUUCAUUUGUUCCUUGUAGUCUUUAAUUUCCUUGUAAAUUCUUUACAAGCAUUCAGAUUAAUGUAUUUAUGGUCCACUUCAUUCCAAUUAAUUUAAGUGGUCUAUAUCUGCCCUUGAAUCUCAUAUUAAUUUUAUUGUUAAUAUAAUAUUUUGCUGCAUUACUUUGAACAGCUUUAAAAGUAUAAUCUCUUUGAAUGCUCUAGUUAAAGAAAAAUUAUACCUUCAAAAUGCUGUGUUACAAGUUGGAACUGUAUACUUCGGAAGUGAUGUUUAUAUUAUAACUCCCAAAGGCAUCACAGGGUGCUUUCGUCUCUAGGUCUGUCUUCUAUUUUCUGUGUUACAGUGUGUAUUUGUACUUCCUCACUAACUUGAUACUCUUCAGUCUGAAAGCCUAAAUCUGCAAAGACAGGAAUACUGUACCUCAGCUGAGCAGUCUCACGGAGCAGAGAGGGCUUACUCGGGUGAGUGUAGUUGCUCACAAAAAGUAUUUGCAGAAAAAGGCUUUCCUUUAGGAACUAACUGUAAUUGUGAGGACACAUGGUUAAUAACAGCACCAAGACACCAGUAAAUGGGGUCUGUGUUUAUUGAUAAUGUGGACACAUUUAUCUUCAAGUUAUUUGACAUUAUUCUAAAUUAUUGCUAUUAUGAUUUAGUAUAUUAUUUUGUAUGAAAACACAUUAGUCCUGUGAAAGGGUAGUUGCAAAAAAUGUGUUGAGUCUUGUUGCUUUGUUGUUUAUUUGCAUUUAGUAUAAAUUUUGGUUGUUGAAGUGAAGCUAGCUUCUUAGAGAGGCAGGAAGAUAGAUCAAUCUGAAAAAGUCAUAAAUAAGCAUCAUACUGUGCAUUGAGUUUUGUAAUUAGAGUAGUAUAUGUGUUCAGAUUUAGCAAAUUUUAUGCUUUAGAGGAUUUUUGUUUUAAUAUGUAAAGGAAUAACCAGAUUACUUUGAAAUGCUAUUGUAGAGCUAAUUUACACAUAGUGGGGAAUUUUACACAUGUUGUCUGAAAAACUAAAAUUAGAAAACAUUACAUAGGCUGCCUUUGGCUUUAGUUUGUUUGUAGAAGGCCCAGUAGGUAUCUGUUGAUUCCAGAUGCUUAAGCCAGGGGUCAAGUUUUUGCAGCAUCUUGUAACUGAAGAAAGUUUUCUGCAGUGAUAAAGUUGCCCAUCUGGGCUUGAAGUAAGAUUGCUGCCUAAACAAAAGCAUAAAGGCAGCAAAUAUAGGUGCUGGUUUGUUUUGGGGUUUUUUUUGUGCACGGACAAUUGCAUGAAUUAGGGUUAGAGAUUCAAAGUAUUUAAAAUCAUUUAGUGUGAUUUACUCUUGUUUUAAUUCCACUGACUACAGUUAAAUUAAACCAAGAGUUCGGCCUUUUCUACAAAGUGUACAAAUUUCAGUGUCAGGCAGCUCAGGUCUAUAUUAAGAUACUUAAGCUUAGUAAAUCAGCAAGAAUACUAUAUAAAUUGUAACGUGUGAUAAAAAUCUUAACUCUAGUUACAUUAUUUCUCUAAAAAUUUCUGUUCAUUGCUUUUUUAUACAAAAGGUCAGAAUUGCACUUCUUAAUGGCAUUGGGAUAUGUGGAGAAAAGCAGGAUGCUGGUACAGAAAUGUAUCAGAAAUAAGAUUCAGUUCUUAUUGCUCCAUGUGUGCCUACGUUAGACGUGACAAAUCCCACUGAAGUUAACAGAAGUCACAUAAAGUUAAGCCUGUUUGUAACUCUCACGAGAUUCUGGUUUAAGAAUCUUCAAGAUAAGUUAUGUUCUCAAAAGGCAUUAUUAAACUUGUGGUUUCAGGUUUACAGAAUACUAUGAACAGUGACAACAGCUUCUGAGACACAUCCAGAGUAACUUGAUUAAUUGGUAUUACAUCAGACCAACAUCCAUUAGCAAAUGAAAAUCUCUCUCAGUACCUUCAUUUCUCAGUAUAAUUUUAUAAAAAAAAAAAAAAAAAAACAAAACCAAAAACAAAUAGAAAAUUAAACCGGCCUCUAUGCUGUUUGGAUUAAUUUUUUUUCUCUCUUUUUCCACCUUUUUUGUCAUAAAAUAUCAUUUUGCUCUGGAGUUGUCUAGGAUUUGAUAACUCAAGGAAAGCAUGCAAAGCAGUUUGGAAUACGUUUCUUCAUUCACCUUAGGGCAUAUAUUCAGCUGGUAAAAAUCAGCAUAGUCCUGUUGACUUCUACAGCAUUGUAUCAGUCUAUACCAGUGCAACAGUUGGCAUGUCAGGUUUUAGCAUUUCAAGUCACUUUACCUACCUACAUAUGCAGUAGGAUUCUGUUUUGCAAGAUGGAAAGUUAUACAGUGCAAACUGUACUACCUAGACUACCAUUUAUACCUAUUCACAGGACAUGAUUUCACUGUAUCAUUUCAUACUUGAAAUUCACGAUGUUCUUUUAAUCAGGGUACAAACAUGAAAAGGUGCGUGUGUUACUGUUUCUUUUAAAGGUGCAUCUUUUUUUUUUUUUUAUUCUGUGUGCUUAAUAGUUACUAGUCAGUGUUCUUCACAUUCUUUGCAUUCAGCAUUCAAAUCACCUGUGUGUGAAAUACAGUAUCACCUGCAGAGGUACAGAAAAACGUAACAGCGAUUUCUUGAAUUGUUACUCAAAUAUACUGGUUUACCUUUUAGUCAUCAAUAUGACACCAAGGGGCUACAGCAUGUGAACUGUGGUAUAUAGAAGUCUUGCACCAUUGCUGUACAGGAAAUCUUGCAGACUCUCUCUUCUUGCACAGCUGCUGAUUACCAUAUACACAUUGGAGAAAAGUGUAUUUCUGCUGUACAGAAUGGCUGGGAAGUAACACAGACACUCUGGAAACUCUUGAGCUCCCUUUGCAAGCUUUCAAACAAAGCCCUUUGAUCUAACUGCAUGCCUGUUCUGUGUCCCAAAUUUCACCCUGUGGGGCUUUCUGCUUUAAGAACACCCUCAGCUGGGGCUACUUUAUGUUGACUGCAUUGAAGUUCAUCGGAGCAUGCACCUUACCGUAUUAACAUAUUCUUUAGCUUUUGCAAGUUUGUAAAGAUGGUUGACUGCAAAACUAAUGUGUCAAUACAGCAGAAUUAAAUUAAGGCACACAGAAAGUUAUCAAUAAUGUAUUAUAUCAGAAUUACAGUCCUUUGGAACUGAACGUUUUGCUGCUGGCAGUGCAAGAAAAGCAAAGUUGUGUAUUUAUUGUUGGGUGCUGAGGGUUCAGUAUGAAAAUCAAUAUAAUAAAAAUUUUCACAGUGUCUAGUUCUCUUUAGUUCCCAAAUUAUUGAAAAGUAAAAAGGCAAAAAAUUAGUUUUGUAUUUAAAACUGCUUCACCCUUCUAGCUAUAUUUUUCUUUUAUCUAAAAAUGUAAAAUGAAUACAAAUUCAGUAAGUAUUGUAUAUUAAAUACAGAAAAUUGGCAA